AUGAAGUGUCUACCUGUUUUGCUCCUGAUUGGUAUCGUUGGAUACAUGAUGAACCAAUUGUACUACACAUGGUUACCCAAAAAUUACAUCUUUGACCCACAAACAAUAAAUCAGAUCUGUAACACGGUCAUUGCUGCUCACAGUUCUACGGCCAACACCGAGGACUUCUCAGCUGAGACAUUGUUAAGAGACGUGAGAGAUGCCUUGGCUUCCCAUUACGGUGAAGAAUAUAUCAAUAAGUACACUCGUGAAGACUGGGUCUUCAACAAUGCCGGUGGUGCUAUGGGCCAAAUGUUGAUCCUUCACGCAUCCAUAUCAGAAUAUGUCAUUCUAUUUGGUACCGCAGUAGGAACAGAGGGCCACAGUGGUGUCCAUUUUGCUGAUGAUUAUUUCACCAUCUUACAUGGUUCACAAACUGCAGCCUUCCCAUACGAAACAGAACCUGAAGUAUAUUCUCCAGGGAUGACGCACCAUUUGCAAAAGGGAUAUGCUAAGCAAUAUAGCAUGCCAAGUGGAUCUUUCGCUUUGGAAUUGGCCCAGGGUUGGAUUCCUUGCAUGCUACCAUUUGGUUUCUUGGAUACUUUUUCAAGCACUUUAGAUUUGUACACUUUGUGGAAAACUAGUUACUUGACCGCUAAGGAUAUGGGGAAGAACUUGAUCCAGAACUGUAAGUUCUAG
Molecule: messenger RNA, 678 nt
Organism: Naumovozyma castellii
Lineage: Eukaryota; Fungi; Ascomycota; Saccharomycetes; Saccharomycetales; Saccharomycetaceae
Gene: ERG2
Product: C-8 sterol isomerase ERG2
Exons: 1
Coding region: 1-678 (225 amino acids)
Source: RefSeq, a predicted model, not a curated record